Messenger RNA from Neohortaea acidophila, 3447 nucleotides. RefSeq lists its product as uncharacterized. The coding region runs from base 1 to 3447 and encodes 1148 amino acids. The record is from RefSeq and is a predicted model, not a curated record. Gene Ontology annotation, molecular function: protein binding. The transcript has a single exon. Lineage: Eukaryota; Fungi; Ascomycota; Dothideomycetes; Mycosphaerellales; Teratosphaeriaceae.
AUGGACGAGCUCCAUCACAGCGAGAAUUGGCCUUUCGUCUCCGAGGGGGAACUGAAUGCUGGGCAAGAUGAGUCUGUAUCUCCCGAAGAACAGCCCGACCGCGAUAUUGGCCAUGCUGAGGGCAAGCGCGACUACGACGAUGCGUACGACACCGAUGAUGCCGAUUCCGAAGAUCUGACCGCAAUCUCGCCCAUCCAGUCGCGAAGUUCCUUUGGCGAGGAUACACUCCCCAUGAAUUGGGCCGAGGAGUCACAGCCCAGAUCCACCGCCUUGCGACAGGCCUUCGAUGAGCUGUAUGAUAAUGACGACGAAGAGCGGGACAUCAUCACCCCCAUACACACUCCCAUACCAUCUUCAGGCGUGGACGGUUUCGCCGAAACAUCCGAUCCUUUCGAUGCAGUGCCUGCGAAUCGCAAUCUCCCACCGACGGCACGAUCCACGGGCGCGAAUGGCUCCUUUACCCAGCCGCUGCUUCGUCGAACGCCGUCAAUCACCGCGCAAAUACCGUUGAACAGACAAAGAGUGCGGUAUAGCUGGCAAUCGGUCCAGGACGAAGAACCCAACAGGCCGCGGAUAAACGUGAUAAAGCUGGUGUCCAAUACGGCAACUGCGAGUGCUGGCUUCCCUCAGGGCGAAGCGUUUGGUUUCUCCAUUUCUCCGUUUGGAAGACGCAUUGCAGUCUUCAACAGUGCACGACUGUACAUAUUGCAGAGCGAAGCGUUGCCCGUUGGAAUCAGUCAGGACUAUGCGCUCAAGCGGCGGCCGGUGGCGGUCGAAGUGGUGGAUGAGGGCAACACCAUUGCAAUUCUGGCGGACGAGCACACCGUCAACAUCUACGAUCUGGAGGAGCAAGAGCUGCGCAGGGUGAAGACGAUCAAGCUGGAUUAUCCAUGCAGUUGUAUUGCUCUCUCUACGACCGGCGCGCUACUGGCGGCGGGAUACGAAGGCGGCGUCGAGGUCUUCAGCCUGCAUCCGACUGCUCUCCCUACAGAUCGAAGGGCCGUUCGAUCCCACCGAGUUGACAAAUUGAUGUUUUCGCGAGAUGGUUCCACGCUCAUCGGCACCACGACGCGCAUCAAUGCCUCGUCCACCGUAGUGAUAUCGGUGCCCGUGUUCCCGACUUCUUCGACAGGUAUCCCAUCACAUGAUGAGCUGAAGGAAGCCUGGUGCUCGGAGCUGCUGCAACCAGACAACAUCCGCAAUUCCAGCCACGCAACGUUUAUGCGCGAAGACCGCCAGAUAUGUAACGACCGGCUCUUCGCCUGGAACGGCCUUCAAGACACUUUUGGGAUCUUGAAGGUGCCGGACAUGAUGUAUUCGAAUGUGGAUUUUCCCGUCGUCAUCAGCCCGCCGCUUUCGACACUCGGCGGACUGGGCGCAGCAAUUCACUGUUGUCCGGCUGUCGACGAGCAUGGUGAUGCUGUUGCAAUGGUCGUCAACGAUCGAACGGUCAGACUCUACCUCGUCCCGAGGAAUACAGAUGAGACGGAAAUGAUUGUUGAAGCGCACAGCAUCGAUCACGAGCUUGAUGAAGGCUACGGCUGUCCCUUCACCGACAUUCGAUGGGUCCACAGUGGCGGUGCCCUGGCCCUACCAGACGAUGUCGGUGCGAUGCAGGUGCGGGGAAGGCUGCUUGUCGCUAGCCCAGGGGCUGUAAUUGAGCAUGAGGCGACCGAAGAAAUGGCCGAGGUGGAGGACCUCGAGGGCGGGCGCAUCAUCAUGUUCGACUUUGACCCCCAAUAUGCUGGUCAGCCGGGACAGACCUUUUCCUUGACGCUCGGGAGCACGCCGCCUCAGACGUUGGAGGAAGCCAAUAUCGACGUCGCCCAUGAAAUUGCAAUCAUGCGGCGCCGGACUGUGAAUCAGAACAAAGUGACGACGCUCAAUCAACGCCCCAUUAACUUGGGACGAUCGGCGAUAUCAGUCGGGAAUAGAACCGAACGAUCUCUACGCGCAGGGACGCCGACCAUUACAGCGAACAAUGGUCGGCGGAUCGUGAUGACCAUGCGGCCCGAAGGAGUCACCCAGUCGGAAGAACCGUACGCCCAGAACGCGCCUAGAUCGCAAGACUCGUUGCAGCGCGCUGCGAGCAAUGUCCAACGACACCGCUUUCAGACUUUGGAAGAGCGAAUCCAUGAACACGCCAGCUUGGACUCGAAUGACAAUUUCUUGCCGCUGCCGGAAUACACGGAGGAGCCGAAUGCUCCGCUGCCCAGUCGAUUUCGAGCCAUGGCUGGACUGGAUGGGCCGGCGCCGUUGCCUGCUACGAAGCCGUCUGAAAGUAACAAUACUGCUGGUAGAAGGGAGGUCAGCUCGCCUACGCCACCGUCUUCGCAAACACCCACUCCCACCGUCGAUACUUUUGCUAGGCAAAACACAGACGUGGCUGCGCGUGACACACAGCUUCAACGCCCACGUGGAGAUUCGUUACGGGAGGAGACGUCGGUCAGGGAUACUCCGCCCUUGGCCGCCAGACCGGAUGUCCGAGCUCAGACGGCACAGUUGCCGCAGACUACAGUGCCCACACCCAGCUCGCCAGCCGCACCAUCCCCGACUCCACGGUUCCUUCAGCGAGCAUACGGCAAUGCGGCUUUCAGCACGAUGCGCGCGAGUCCAUCGCCGCGCCUACUGGACGGCUGGGAAACCGCCAUCCCACGUGCAUCCGCGCAAUUCGAGCGGCCUCGGCCCACGCCGUCACCACUAGACAGGCCGUCACCAAUAGACAGAUCACCCCACCGAUCAAACGGCUUGUACGUACCAGGACAGUGGGACGUCUCCCCACUACCCUCUCCAUCAACACCUGCAACGCCAAACGGUCUACAAUACAGCCGCUCGACAUCCCAGCUCGCCUCACCCGCCCGCACACCCCUCGGCUCCGCGUCUAUCCCCUUCCACCGCGCCGCCUCGUCCGCAGGCUCCUCUUUCGCCCCGAGCAUUGCGUCCUCGGGAGGCAUCACGCCCUACUACGGCGACGUCAGACUGCCACCUCACAUGCAAGCCUUCCGCACCGCCGCUCCGUCCACAAACUCAGCCACAGCCUCAAUAUUUCAAAGCACGCAGUCCGCAACCCACAUCCCCGUGCGCGAGCCAGGACGCAACGCAAACGGCGCGACCGGCUACCCCAUCACCGCCUGGCAUCCUCCCGCGCCCUCGUCUCCGUCUGCCCUUCCUUCGAGCGAAGCUGGGAGGAGCAACUCGCUCCCCGACGAGCAGGGCAAGUCGGGCUUCUUCCGCCGCGGGACGAAGAUGCGGAAGAAGGCUAGUCGCGAUGUGCUUUUUGGGCCGGAGUUUGCGGGGCAGCAGCCUGGUGCUUCUGCGGCGAGGCCUGGGACGGCGGAGUCGGAGGGGGGAUAUGCUGGUGCGGGUGGGGCGAAGAGCGUGUUUGAGACGAAGAGUGUGUUUACUGUUAAGACUAAGCGGGGAGACACAAGAUGUGUGGUCAUGUAG